UCAAUCAGAUUUGAUGUUCUGGGUAGCACAUUAAAAAGGACAUCAGCAGAGCAUAUCCAGAGAAGAACAAUGUUUAGAGUCGUUUGAAAAGGAGGAACGCUUGAAAGAAAAGGACCAACCCAACCAAGCAAACAGCCAUGUUUCCUCUGUGGACCCUCUCCCUGGCUGCCUCUUUUCUCCUGCCUGCAACUGGGGAGGUGGUGGACAAUUUCAAAACCUGCACUCAGUUUUUUUUAAACCGUAAACCCCCCAAAUUGUCACUGAUGCCAAAGGAUCUGGCCACAAUCUGCCAGUUCUACCGGGGCAAGUAUCGGUUUGCCACACUGUACGACAAAGAACGGCGCAUCCCUAUAUUCUCAGCGUAUAAAUAUCAAUCAGGUGGGAGAGGAAGAACAAACAACUGGAAGAUCGAACCACAGCUUGCCCUGCCGAGGGAGCGUAGCCGGAAAAGCAUGGAAUUGGAAAAGACCUGUAAAAUUGACCGCACGCUCCUCAAAAACAGCCAGGCUGUUUCCGAGGAUUACAAACAGGCUUUAUACGACCGAGGACACUUGCUACCUGUUCUCCAUCAACCGGACCGGGAGAGCAAAGCUGCGACCUUCACCUUAACCAAUAUUGUGCCCCAGUUUCGCCGACUCAAUCAAGGAAAAUGGGCGGAUUAUGAAAGAAGUAUGACAAAACUUACCAAAGGGUGCCUUGAUACCUAUGUCCUUGUGGGCGUAGUGCCUGGGAGUGAAUUCAUUGCUCAUAGCAGAGUGAACAUACCUAGUCAUAUCUGGGCUGCAGCUUGUUGUGUGGCUAAACAGAAAAAAUCCUGGGGAGUCAUUGCAGAAAAUAAUCAAGCUCAGAUAGUCCAGCAUAGCCUGAAGCAGCUGGAAAUACAACUUGCUAAAUGCUAUGGGAAGAAGAAUAUUAACCUUUUCAAUGGUGCUUGCUAUGCAACAAAACAGCUUCAUGUAACAAACACAUCCAGGGUACAAACCAGGAGUUGGCUACCGGGGGCUCACAGGGGCUCAGGCGAGCCUCUAGCUAAGACUCUGAGGGGCUCGUAGAGCCCCCAGUAACCCCAGAAAGACAAGCAGCAAGGGAAAGCUCUUAAUAGGCUUAAUUGAACUUUUGGGCAUUCAGCCAAGAGCAUU
Molecule: messenger RNA, 1139 nt
Organism: Pseudonaja textilis
Lineage: Eukaryota; Metazoa; Chordata; Lepidosauria; Squamata; Elapidae
Source: RefSeq, a predicted model, not a curated record